UGUCUAUUGUCGUUCAUAAUAGGUUAGCUAUCAGUAUCAAGAUUGGACGAUUCUAUAACCAAAAAUCUAUGCAGUGAAUAUCAAGUUGCCAACAUGUCAAGACCUAAAGCUUUGCUCACGAAUGCUUUGUCUGAUCGAAUUGAAAGACAGAAAGUUGCACACUUCAUUGCAAAUUGCACUAAUGGUCAAUCCUGUACCUGCCUUGUCUGUUUAGUGCAGAUUCCAAAGGUUACAGGAUGGGGGCAAUUGGAGAGCGAAGUUGAGGAGAUGCUAAUUGCGAAUCGUGAUAUCGAGUUCCCAGAACUGUGUGGUCCUAUCUCUGCACAUGGAUUAAAGCAACAAGAACUCUGGAGUGAAGUCGUCUCAAAAUUACCAAAUAAUUUUGAUGAAUGGGCACCCACUAAGGUUAAUGCUCGUAAAACUGAAAAUGAUGAAACCUCUGAUAGCGAAAGCAGCAGCAGCAAGACUAUCAAUACAAACCGCCGUCAAUCUCAAAAGAAAUUUUGUUGGAGGAAGACUAUAAAAAGGACUCAUAAUCGUAAAUAUCACAGAAAAUCCAGUUUCACCAAGGAUGAUAAGCAAUGUGAUGGAAAAGUUGAACACGUUCAAGAGUCAAUGCUAAUAAAGAUUGACACACACAAUCGGUUUGAAGUUCUAAAUCAAGGAGCGGCGUUUCUAAAUCAAGGAGCGGCGUUUCCUACUGAAGAGGAAAAGAAAAACAAAGAAAGGACCGCAAGAAGAGGACAACAAUGCCUUAACACCGUGAACAUGAGAGGAGGAGGAACCGACAGUAAAUUGACAGACAAGAAAACCUUCAAGAGAAAUUCAAAGAAAAAACGGGUAGGAAGGAAACCCAAAAACCCUAACGCUAAGAGACCUAUGCAGAAAGAUUCUAUUUCUAUCGAAGAAGAUAGUUCUCUCGCAGAUGUAUCCUUGAUAGAGAGUCAGCAGGAAGACCCGACUUCAGAAAAAGAAAGCAGAACACAAGAGUCUUGUGUAGAUGACAUUGUUAGUGAGGAUAAGAGUGAUACUAUACUUUAUAUCGAUGGGGAAAAACAUGCUAUUGAAAGUGAAAAAGAGCCGGGUUUAACGAGUAAACUAAAACGUACUUUGAGGAACUUCCGUUAUAGGAAAUCACCAGGAGGUCAGCAAACAAUCCGUAAAGUUAAAGAUCAUUACAGAAACAAAGACCACGCCAAAGAGUUAAAUAAAAAAGACGUCCUUAAAUAUCAGUCGGGGUCGCAUGGUCAUGAUGUACUGAGUGAAUACCUUUCUUCUCCUAGUGGCAGGUCUUCACUCAAAGAAGCAGCCAGUCGAUAUCAAUCAUCUCUCGCUGGCAAAUCCUCACUUAAAGAAGCAGUCCGUCGAUAUGAAUCAUCUCUCGCUGGCAAAUCCUCGCGCAAAGAAGCAUCCAGUCGAUAUCAAUCAUCUCUCGCUGGCAAAUCCUCACUCAAAAAAGCAGCCAGUCGAUAUCAAUCAUCUCUCGCUGGCAAAUCCUCACUCAAAAAAGCAGCCAGUCGAUAUGAAUCAUCUCUCGCUGGAAAAUCCUCGCGUAACGAAGCAUCUAGUCGAUAUCAAUCAUCUCUCGCUGGCAAAUCCUCACUCAAAGAAGCAUCCAGUAAGUAUAGAUCAGCCCCUGAGUUCAAGAAGAAAAGAAAGGAUUAUGAAGAUUCGGAGAAAGAGAAAAUGUCACAAUCUAGAAGGACUAGAUAUCGUCGAAACAGACUGUUUGAAGAAUUUGAGGAAGAAUUCGAAGACGAUAUAGAUUAUUGCUUGACGAGGAAAGAUGCCAUGAAACAGAUCAGAAAGCACACGACACGUAAUGGUAAAAAACUACAAUUCCUGCUACACAAGGAGAGGAUCAUGGGAUUUAGGAAAAGUGUUUUCCUCCCCAAUAUAUCCUAUAUUUCAAGAAAAGGCACCUUCAGAACGAAAACUUUCAUGAGAUCGAAAAGCAAGUUAAUGUGGAAAAAUGCUGUCAACCGAGUGAUGAUCGAGAAUUUGAAUGAUCGCCUUGCGAAUGACAUCAUUAACGAAUGGUACCCGUCUCUCAAUUUUAAACGGAACAACCAGUAUAAGAAGAAGUUUAUUGCAUCUCAGCUCCAGAGGAGGAUCUUAAACAGCCGGGAUCUGUGGAUAAAAGUUUUGUAUGGCCGUUGUCAUAAGUUGAACUUGACAUCAGAACAGCUCAUUAACGAGGAAAAACUGGAUAUAUCUGAAGAGAAGCGUUUUGACAGCAUCCUUGGCUACAAAUGUCACAGAAAAGGUGUGGAACCUCGCUUUCCUCUCUACAGCUUUAGCAAUGGGGGAGCAAUUCAAGUUUCGGUAUAACAAGAGUU
Messenger RNA from Bolinopsis microptera, 2339 nucleotides. RefSeq lists its product as uncharacterized. The record is from RefSeq and is a predicted model, not a curated record. Bases 94 to 2331 code for a protein of 745 amino acids. The transcript has 8 exons. Lineage: Eukaryota; Metazoa; Ctenophora; Tentaculata; Lobata; Bolinopsidae.